CACAGUGUUAACGUUAUCACACACGAUGGUCAGUUUCAGUUCACAGUUGGCCACGGCCACAGUGACUGUGGUGUGACUGUCAUCACGUUACUGGACUGAUGAGGAUGGAAAACAAAAGGUUUGCUUUUUGUGUUGGCAGCUGUUUAAAUUUGGGUUGCAGCGAUUGUUGAUGUUUUAAUUGUUAAAUUUCAAGAGCAGAAUCUUAUCUUUCUGACAAACUUCAGUUUUUAAAGAAAGAAAAUGGGAAAAACAACAUCAGCAGAGCGUAUGAGAAAACUUCGAGAAAAACUGAAGAAAGAUACCAGCAAGUACAAUGUCCAAAAAGAAAGAGAGCGGGAUAAGAGAAGAAGGGAAAAUAUGAAGAUGAAGGUAUCCUCCAGUGGAAAAUCUUUAUUGGAAUCUCGAAAGAAGGAAACUGAAAGAAAAAGGAAGUACAGACUUAAACUAAAAUCCGUAUUAAUUGAAGAUCAGUCUGAGACCUGUAUUUCCCAGUUAGGAUCAUAUAAAUGUCCUCAGUCUCUUGGCAAAGCUGUUCCUCGGGUAAAGAAGGUGCUUCCUUCAAGCCCCUCAAAAAAAUCAGCAGUAAUAAAAAAGCUUGUAAGUGAAAGCUUACCUAAAAAGGUAGUAAAGCAGAUUUUCCCAGUAGUGAAGAAAACAUCUCGUAAACUUACGGGUGAUAAUCUGCUCAAAAUACAAAAUUUUUUCACAAAUGAUGAAAUCAGCAGGCAGACACCUGGUAUAAAGGAUGUAAAGUCUAUUGUAGACCAUGAAACUGGGAAAAAGAGUUAGCUUGCAGAAACAUCACAUGAAUAUGACAGUUAAGGAAGCAUUUUUUUUCUUUUUAAGCAAGACAAUCCAGAUAUUAAUAUCAAGAUUUCAAAAUUCUACGAGUUGCGGCCUAAAAAUGUUGUUCUAACGUCUCAAAUGCCUCACAAUGUAUGUGUGUGCAGAUAUCAUGCUAACUUCAACUUCAUCAUUGAAGCCAUUCACAAAGAAAUAGCUAGUUUCCCUGCUACUCACACUCACCUUAUGAAUCUUGUUUGCUGUGAUGUAGAAAGUGAAAUAUGCAUGACAAGUCAAUGCAAGAAAUGCAUCAUGAAUUUACACACAUUAAUAGAUGGAAAGUUUGAUUUGUGUGACAUAAUAUCUUGGAGAAAAUGGACCAAACAUGAGUGUCACCCUAAACAGACUACUACCAGUGGAACACUUUGUGAAGCUCUCUCUGAACUUCAGUCUCAACUAAAAACGUUCAAGGAGCACUUCUUUGUCAAAAGGAUGCAAUCUGGAGCUUUCAAGACUGUGAAAGCAUCAGUUAGUGAUGAUGAAGUGAUAUUGCAAUUAGAUUUUGCAGAAAACUAUGCAGCACUGGCACAAGAUGAGAUACAAAGUGCCCAUUGGAGUCAUACACAGAUUACAGUGGUCACUAUUUGUGUUUGGAUGAAAACAGGGCUACAGUCAUUUGCAAUUGUGAGCGAUGAACUGUGCCACGACAAGUACUCUGUUUAUGCAUGUUUGAAGAGUAUAAUAAGUAAGCUGAAACAAGAGCUUCCCAAUUUGACCUCGAUACAAAUUUUUUCUGAUGGUUGCGCAGGUCAAUUUAAGAAUAAAUUCACCAUUUCUAACCUCUGGUACAUGAUGCAAGACUUUGGAGUGUCUGGAGAAUGGUUUCUCUUUGCAACAUCACAUGGGAAAAGUGCAGUGGAUGGCAUUGGAGCUGUAACAAAAAGGGCUGUUUGGAACAAAGUUAAGCAAAGAAAAGUCAUCAUCAGCAAUGCACAGGAAUUUUUAGACUGUGCCAAAUCAUCUGUUUCUGGAAUAAACUUUCUUCUUCUGAUAAAAGAUCACAUUGAUGAAAACAGAGACCUUCUGGAUGGCCGCUGGAAAGCUGUUAAAAAAAUAAAAGAUAUUCGCAGCAAGCAUUACUUCAACGGUUACAAUACCUGUAACCUAGUAUGUGGUAGAACUUUCCUAAAAUCAGAUUUAGAGAAAGUGGAGGUUUUCCCACUUUCACUAAUCUACACAGAUUCAGAGAUGAGUGAUGAGGAAUCAUAUCCUGAUGUCCUGUUGACACCCAAUUCCCAAGAAGUUACAGGUUCAGAACCAGCUGUGGAACAAAUCAUGCCAGGAACAUUUAUUUUAGUUGAGUUCCAAACUGCAAGAAAGAAAUCCACUACAUACAGAUAUGCUGCAAUUGCACAGAGAAGUGUAGAAGACAAUGGGGAAAUAUAGAUUAUGUGUACGCGAUCUGUUGGGGACUCAGCAAAGGUAUUUAAAGCUGACGAGCAGGAUGUAUCCUACAUAGAGUUUAAACAAGUUCUUGCUAUUCUCCCGAAUCCAAAUGUCAAACAUGUUAGAGACACCUUAUAUUAUGAGUUUCCCGGCAAUUUAGACAUUUUCGAAAGUGGGUGAGAGGUCAAGUGUAUUUUUUCAAAGUGGUACAUUCUUCAAGUGAAAUAAUUAAGUACUCAUAAUUGUAAACUAAUACUAUACCAAAAUGUAUGUUAUUUAUAAGCAACAAAAAUGUUCUACAAAGUUAUUAAAACUUAAAGUGCCCUCUAAGUAUAUGUUACCUACUGAUUCAUA
Molecule: messenger RNA, 2583 nt
Organism: Schistocerca serialis cubense
Lineage: Eukaryota; Metazoa; Arthropoda; Insecta; Orthoptera; Acrididae
Exons: 3
Coding region: 925-2229 (434 amino acids)
Source: RefSeq, a predicted model, not a curated record